Messenger RNA from Cataglyphis hispanica, 2877 nucleotides. Its product is annotated as NF-kappa-B inhibitor cactus-like. Gene Ontology annotation, molecular function: protein binding. NCBI's taxonomy places the organism in Eukaryota, Metazoa, Arthropoda, Insecta, Hymenoptera, Formicidae. The transcript has 3 exons. The record is from RefSeq and is a predicted model, not a curated record. The coding region runs from base 492 to 1739 and encodes 415 amino acids.
CCUCGAAAAACGACCCUCUACCUACUACGAGUAUGUCGAGUUUGGUCACGUGACCGCGAGGACGUAUGUCACGCAUAAUACACUCGCUACCUAUCAUCAGUUUGUUUCGAGACGCGAGACGAUGAGGUUCGCCGACGUUCGCAACGACAAACCCGACCAGGUCACCUUCUUCUUCCCGUUCUCGACAAGGAUCAGCUGGAAGGCGAAUCUCUUUCGUGAUACGCUGAACAUCGUGUGAGACAGAUCUAGAUUGUACCGUGUCCCGAUAUACGGGAUACCCCUCGAGAAGGAGAAGAACGGUUUGUACACAAACAUGCCAGCGAUACGGAGCGAAAGAGCAGAGAGACGACGGACGUAGGGAAAAAAGGGACCUCGUAAGUAGAGCCAAAAAAAAACGAGGGAGAUUUGAUUUGUUUCCGAAAAGUCAGAGACGUCAUCCCAUCUGAAAUCUUGGGUGAUAGUUGUUCCCUUCAUCUCGAAGUACCGAAAAAAUGUGGUACUCUCCGAGCAAGACCGCUGCUUCGAUGGAGGAGCAUUCGCGUGAGGAUAACAGGAGGCAGCGGGAUGACAGUGGAUUGGCAACAGCUGACGACGAUUCCGGGUUCCUGUCAGUCGGCAACGUGCAAUUUUGCAGCGACGAGAUUUGCGACGCGGGGUUGCGGUCACGACAAACCCCCUCGGAGGGUCUGCAGGACGAGGAGCGGCAACAGCAGCAACGAGUCGCGUCGAUAAUACCGGAAGCGGCGAUUGCCUCCUCGUCGCCGACGACAAUUGUAAAGGAGUCAAUCAGAAUCACUGACAGCGGCGUCGUGGACGUUGAGCUCAGCGAUGACCUGGACCGGCUCACCCUGAGCAGAGGAUCGAUUCAACUCGAGCCGAAGAUCCUCGAGCUGUCACACGUGGACGCGACCAGUGCACAUGGACAGCAACAGCUGGGUGACGAUCAGUGUUCGAUAAUCAAUAAGGAUCUCUGGCAGUUUUAUUCCAAGGAUGCCGACGGUGACACGCAAUUGCACAUCGCGAUCAUGCAGGGCUACGUGGAGGGUGCGCUGAUUCUGAUAAACCUAACGCCUCAUCCACAUUUGUUGAACAUCAUGAACGACCACCUGCAAUCACCCUUGCAUCUGGCGGUGCUGACGCAGCAACCACUGAUUGUCAGGCGUCUAGUCCUGGCGGGCGCCGAUCUAUCCCUGAGGAAUUUCCGCGGAAACACGGCUCUUCAUCUGGCCUGCGCGAACGGAGAUCUCGCUUGCGCCAAGGCUCUCACGGACCCAUUGUAUCCGAUGGAGAGGAAUAAGCUGAUGCCCGGGCAGGAAGUACCCGCCUUACCUCAAAAUUUGGAGCAAAUUAACUAUAACGGUGAGAUGUGCUUGCAUGUGGCGGUUGCUAACGGACAUGUGAAUCUAGUACGUCUUCUGCUGCGUCUCGGCGCCGAUCUCGAGGCGAAGGAGUGCCUGGCGGGAAGAACGGCACUUCAUCUUGCAGUAGAACGUAAAUGUUGGCCGAUAAUUAUCUUCUUACUGAAAGAGUGCGAACCUUGUCUGAACACGAAGACAUAUAGCGGUCUGACGGCAUAUCAAUUGGCCCUGUAUACCGAUAGACAGCUCGCCAGGGAGCUGCUGCGACACGGCGCGAAGCCGGAGCCGUUGCCGGAUUCGGAUUCCGAGAGCAGCGACGACGAGUUGAAUUACGUGUCUCCGAUUCUUCAGCUGAAAAACCUGCAGAGAUUAAAGGUCUAAGAGAGAGAAAAAUAUCCAAAUAAAUUUAUAAUGUAACUAUCGAUCAGACAACAGAUAAUUGCCGAGAGGAAGAGGAAAAGAGCGCAUGUUAUAUAUAAUAUGCAUAUAUAUGCAGAUAUUCUCGAGUUGCAUGAAUGCGCUUAUGAAGUCAUCUUUAUCAAGUAAUUGAGACGAAUAAUAAAGUUUACCAGAUCGAAAAAAGAUAUUAGAAUUGCAUUCUUAUUUAUUCAAGUUGCUAAUUGAUUUUAAACAUCGUUUUUCAAAUUGAUAUCAGCGAUAGCGAUGUAUGCGAGAUAAGCUGAAAGGUGAACAACGAACGAGCAAUAUGUGAAAAACAAAGAUCUCAGAAACAAACUGAUACGAUUAACGAAUAUUUCAUUACGAACGAAGCAACGAUAUACGGGCCAUCUGCUAUAGCAAUAUCUUUUUUUCUUUAUUAUUAAUUCUUUACGGCAGGCGGAUAUGUAAUAUCGUGUAGUAUAUAGAGUGUUUCGAGAAAAUAUUGUACAAGUAACAUAAAGGAGAAUUCAUAUUUUAAUACGAGUAUUGAUCUUGCAAUAUUGAAAAAAAUUUGUCAGAGAAAAGAGUGAUAGAUACGAAAUGCGUAAUGACAUAUCUAUGUUUAGCUAUGUGCAUAUUUUACACAUAGAGGAGUUCGACAAAUUAUGAAAAAGAAUCUUGUUAUAAAUUAAUAUAAAGAUCAUAUUAAAAUGAAUACAAAGCAAAUGCAUUGUAUGUACAAAAUACAUUUUAUCGGGAAAUAAUUAAGUUCAUAUUUUUACGCGCGCGAUUUAUAGUUGUGCGAUGUGUGCAUUAUUAGUUUUAAUCAGUUAAUAUACAAAUAGUAUUAUAUACGAUAUAUUUAUAUUAGCGAAGAAAGAUCCAGAACGAUACGAUGUUUAUUAACAAUAAACGUUCACCGGAUCGGUGUUCAUUUAAUAGUAUAAGAUCGCUUUCAUCGAUAUGCAUAAAUCCAUUGUAAUCAUUUCCUGUACAUAGCUAUCUUUUGAUAUAGAGUUUUACAAGCUAUCAUGAAUUAUUAAUAACAACCGCAACGAUGACAAUAUCAUUAUUGUUACAUUACAUUGUAUCUAAAAGCCACAUAAUUAUUUUUAAUAAAAAAAUGUAUCGCAAAAGA